Messenger RNA from Gossypium raimondii (Peruvian cotton), 1558 nucleotides. RefSeq names its product protein disulfide-isomerase like 2-2. Lineage: Eukaryota; Viridiplantae; Streptophyta; Magnoliopsida; Malvales; Malvaceae. Gene Ontology annotation, biological process: response to endoplasmic reticulum stress. Gene Ontology annotation, molecular function: protein-disulfide reductase activity; protein disulfide isomerase activity. The record is from RefSeq and is a predicted model, not a curated record. The transcript is spliced from 9 exons. The coding region runs from base 100 to 1404 and encodes 434 amino acids. Gene Ontology annotation, cellular component: endoplasmic reticulum lumen.
UCUAUACUUUCUCUCCACUCCAGAGGUUUCUUCUCCGACAGAGAGAUUUAAUCAAUCUGAGCGAUAGAGGAAAAUCACGAAUUCCUGAAAAUAAAUACAAUGCAUAGAUCGCGAUCUCCAUUGCUAAUAGCUUUAUCAUUUCUCUUCACAUCCUUCCCCAUCUCUAACGCUCUUUACGGGCCGUCGUCGCCGGUGGUUCAGCUCACUCCAUCUAAUUUCAAGUCCAAGGUUUUAAAUUCUAACGGAGUUGUUUUGGUUGAGUUCUUCGCGCCUUGGUGUGGCCAUUGCCAAGCUUUAACACCUACAUGGGAGAAAGCCGCCAAUGUCUUGAAAGGUGUCGCUACAGUGGCAGCCCUCGAUGCUGAUGCUCAUAAGUCUCUUGCCCAGGAAUACGGGAUUAGAGGAUUUCCUACAAUAAAAGUGUUCGCCCCUGGAAAGCCACCUGUAGAUUAUCAGGGAGCUAGAGAUGUCAAACCUAUUGCCGAAUUUGCCCUCAAGCAGGUAAAGGCACUUUUGAAAGACCGUCUCGCUGGGAAAGCAUCUGGAGGAUCAAGUGAGAAAUCUGAGCCUAGUGCAUCAGUAGAAUUGAAUUCCCGCAACUUUGAUGAAUUGGUGCUCAAAAGUAAAGAACUUUGGAUUGUGGAGUUUUUCGCUCCUUGGUGUGGACACUGUAAAAGACUUGCUCCUGAGUGGAAGAGGGCUGCUAAUAACUUGAAGGGGAAGGUGAAGCUUGGUCAUGUUGACUGCGAUUCUGAGAAGUCUCUCAUGAGCAGGUUCAAUGUGCAAGGGUUCCCUACCAUCUUAGUAUUUGGUGCUGACAAAGACAGCCCAGUUCCUUAUGAGGGUGCUAGAACCGCCUCUGCUAUUGAAUCAUUUGCUCUAGAGCAACUAGAAACAAAUGUCGGACCGGCUGAAGUGACAGAGCUGACUGGCCCAGAUGUGAUGGAGGAGAAAUGUAGUUCAGCUGCCAUAUGCUUCGUUGCUUUCUUGCCUGACAUUCUAGACUCGAAGGCUGAAGGAAGGAACAAGUACUUGGAUAUGUUAUUGUCAGUUGCAGAGAAAUUUAAAAGGAGUCCUUACAGCUAUGUUUGGGCUGCUGCCGGUAAGCAACCGGAUCUCGAGAACCGUGUAGGUGUUGGCGGAUAUGGUUAUCCAGCUCUUGUAGCCUUGAACGUCAAGAAAGGAGCAUAUGCUCCACUCAUAAGUGCAUUUGAGCUCGAGCAUAUCAUUGAGUUUGUGAAGGAAGCAGGGCGCGGAGGCAAGGGAAAUUUACCACUGGAGGGCACACCCGAGAUUGCAAAGACAGAAGCAUGGGACGGUAAAGAUGGAGAAAUCAAGGAAGAGGAUGAGUUCUCACUUGAAGAACUCAUGGGAGAUUUUACAGCAAGUAAAGAUGAGUUGUAAUAAAAUUGGAAUUAGUUUAGGAUAAAAAGAAGGGUUUUGAUGUUUGGUCGUGUCGUUUAUUUUGGUUUUUACUGAUUGAAACAAUUAUCCCAAGUGAAACAGAUUAUUAGAGAUGAUCCAAAUAUUUAAGGAGUCUGAUUUCAUCUACCAACAA